This is a messenger RNA of Panonychus citri (citrus red mite), 1637 nucleotides long. RefSeq lists its product as uncharacterized. Gene Ontology annotation, biological process: arginyl-tRNA aminoacylation; tRNA C3-cytosine methylation. The record is from RefSeq and is a predicted model, not a curated record. Gene Ontology annotation, molecular function: tRNA binding; arginine-tRNA ligase activity; ATP binding. The coding region runs from base 157 to 1632 and encodes 491 amino acids. The transcript has a single exon. Lineage: Eukaryota; Metazoa; Arthropoda; Arachnida; Trombidiformes; Tetranychidae.
CAAAAGUUAAUCAUAUGUUUGGAUUUGUUUUUGUCUUAUUGUUGUCAAUGUUUUGUUUGAUUAUCCUGAUGAUUUGGUUUUUAAUUGUUGUUUUAUUUUGAUUUUAAAAUUGCGAAAUCAAUUGUCUAGAUUUUUGAUUAAUUUCAAAGGCCUGAGAUGUUUAUUAAUCAGUUGAAAGAUAAUCUUGUUUCUAAUCUAUGGUUAGUCUCAAAGUCAAUUCUUGAUUUACCAUUUGCUGGUGAAUUGAUUAAACAAUUUGAUUGUGUUGGUGUUUCGUCAAUUGUUUCCGAUGGAUUUAAGGAUAAAAAUGAUUUAACUCUUAAUCUAUCUAAUCCGGUCUUCUCUCCUUGGCAUGGUUAUCUUGACCAAAUUGGAUCAACUCUGGUUAAGGUCAGUCAAACUUGGGAAUUACCUUUGACCUCAUUCAGUAUCUCUGGUAAAUCAAUUCUGUUCAAUGUAAAUCGUGAAGUUGCCAUUCCUUUGAUACUUUCAAACAAUAUUCAACUUGAUCAACCAUCUAACAGUAAAAAUGAUUGUCAACAAUCAACCGUUUUAAUUGUGAAUACAAUGAGAGACAAUUUAAGACAAUUAACUUGCCUUCGAUUCCAAUAUAUUGAGGAAACUCUUGUCUCUCUGUUGAAAACCAUUGGAGCUUCAACAAAGACCAUUAAUUCAACGCAAACAAUUACUGAGUGUGGAAAAUUUAAUUACUGUGAUGAUGAAAAAUUGAAUACUAAUGAUAUUGAAAAGGGACUACAAUUUGAUGAUUGUUCACCUCUAGAAAUUAACAUUGACCCCUUCAAAUCUAAUCUUCCAUACGAUUUAGAGGAAUCACAAUUUACCAUUGAACCAGGAUCAAGAUUAAUGUCUUUUCUCCGUCUAUUCAGUCAACUAUUAAUUCCAAGUGAAUUACAAUUAAGCUCAAAGAGUAGAAUUGUCAUUUUAAUUCAUAUUAAUGAUUGGAAAAUUGGAGAAAAAGCAAUAACCUCUUGGAGUGUAUUAACAUCAACUUCCAUUGAUCAACUUAAAUGGAUUAAUUUCAUUCCAAUCGCUGAUAUAAUUAGUGAUUUAACUCUCGAUGAAAUUAAAAAUCAUUGGAGAUCAAUUAUUGUCAAACAAUCAGAGACACAAUAUACAGAUGAUCAAGUUAAUUGUCUAAUUGAAACAUGUCUUAGAUACACAAUUACCUCGAUCUCUCCGAAAGCUUUUCACAAUUUAGAUCUAUCUAAAUAUAAGGAGGCUCUUUUUAUCCAAUAUAAUUACGCUCGUUUGGUUGGUAUUACAAGGAAAUUUCAACAAUUAACUACACCAUUGCCCGAAGUUAGAGUUGAUGUUCGUCUAUUGAAAAGUAAUCAAGAAUGGAACUUGAUUUAUAACUUUCUUGCCAAAGUUCCAGUUCUUUUAAAUGAGAUUUUACAAUCAAAUCCAAUUGCGAUUCACAAGAUUCCCUAUUUUGUGAAAACUUUCGUUAAUUAUAUUAGCAUUUAUUACAAUUAUACUAGAGUGAUUACCGAAAUUAAUGAUCGAAGUUUACCUUUGGCUAAUGCAAGGAUUGUUAUGAUUGAUAAAAUUAGGACAAUUUUACAUCAAUUGGUUAAUUUAAUCCAAAUUGAUCCAGUACAAUACAUGUAAAUGGA